Hibiscus syriacus is the source of this 990-nucleotide messenger RNA. RefSeq names its product cyclin-dependent kinase inhibitor 7-like. Gene Ontology annotation, biological process: negative regulation of cyclin-dependent protein serine/threonine kinase activity. The transcript is spliced from 4 exons. Bases 231 to 902 code for a protein of 223 amino acids. Lineage: Eukaryota; Viridiplantae; Streptophyta; Magnoliopsida; Malvales; Malvaceae. Gene Ontology annotation, molecular function: cyclin-dependent protein serine/threonine kinase inhibitor activity. Gene Ontology annotation, cellular component: nucleus. The record is from RefSeq and is a predicted model, not a curated record.
UCACCGUUCAAAUGUACCCUCCCUGCUCUUUCUCUCAUCAUCACCAUCAUCAUCAUUAUCAUCAAAAGCCAACAAAAAGCAGAAAAACGAACGCUGCAAUCCAACAAAAACGAAUUCUCUCUCUCGCUCUCUAAAAGAACGAAAAAAGAGAGAAAAGAGAUCAAAGAAUUUUACAUUCCUUUUUUUCAAUUACGAGGAGAAAGUGUAGAACACUCGGUGGAAUUGCAGUUAUGGAGCUAGUUGACGUUGGAGUACAAACGAGAGCCAUGUCCGCAACUGGAACGGUUCAUAAGAAACGCAGAAGAUUAAACAACGACGAACAAGCUGAUUAUAGUAAAGUAACUUCUUCAACGAACUCAAUUACGUCGUAUAUCCAGUUGAGAAGUCGGAGAAUUUUGGUAGAUCACCAUCGUCGUGAAGGAAAUCCGUGUUUGAGCGUUAACACGGAUGAUGAUGAUGAAGUGUCAUGCUCCUCAUGCAAUAUCGGAUCGAGCAAUAAAAGGAUCAAUGUCGAGUUGCCAGAUCUGGAGGACGAGAGUAUUGAAGUUGAAGCAUCCACGCAUUUCAGCAGCAGCAGCGAGAGUAUGAGAGAAACAACGGCGUUGAGUGAUCUCCGAGCUGAACCAGAAGACCUGGAUUCAACGUCGAGGUCAUCGGAGACGAACUCUCGCCGUAGAUCAACGGUAGAGAAAAUGCCAACCGAAGCUGAACUCGAAGAAUUCUUUGCUCCUGCCGAGAAAAAACUUCAAAAACAAUUUGCGGAAAAGUAUAACUACGAUAUUGUGAAAGAUGAACCGUUGGGAGGGCGUUACGAGUGGAUUCGACUAAACCCAUAUGAACAAGAAGUCAAGCAAACGAUAAUUUAUUUAGGCCACGCGAUUUAUCUUAGGUACUGCCACUAAUUUAAAAUUUUAGUUUCUUGUUUGCAUUUCUAGGGUUUUCUUCUAUGUAUAGAAUGACGAAGAAGAAAACGAAGCUUCUUUCGAAGAG